CGAAUAUUUGCGAUCGAACGGCUGUUGGUAGUAUAUUAUCUAAUAAUUAUUGUAAAUUAGUAAUAUAAUAACCAAGACGGUUUAAAUUGUCAUAUAAAAACUUCCUAUAAAAAUCCAUGAAUGGCUGACCAGACAGAUCAGAGAAAGAAAAUACGGUUGGAAUCUCAAGAUUCUGAAAAUAUCCCAAGAAUUUUUCCUGUACUAGGAGAUGAAUAUUUUGCCCCUGUCGUAAGAGAGAAAAUGUUUGUCGGCAAAAUAAACAUAAAGAAGGAGACAUCACGUUUAAUUAAAGAAUUGUCAUCUCAUUGGCCUGUUGGAAACCAUUUAAAAAGAGUUCGAUGGACCGAACAAAAAGAUAUUUUUGAAAUACUGAUUCGGCCUGUUGGAGAAGAUGAAUCCCUACAUCUCAGUUCUAUAUCGUCCAUUCUGAAACGGACGGACAUCAACACAACUGGGUUGAUGGAUUCUGUGAUCGUUCGAGAGGUCCCUAAAUAUCCAGUAUUAACUCACCAACAAUACAAAGAGGCUAAAGAAUAUUGGCCCGUACAAUUCAGAGAAGAUAAAAACGUUGAAAAUUUGUUGGCGGACAGUUUUUUUAGUACAGAUGAAAAAAGAAAGAUAUCUGUGUAUUUAAAAAUGGCUUUAAACGUCGCAUGUUAUGGUGAUGAUAAAGUCGGUUGUGUUAUCGUGGAUCCCAUGACUUCGGAAACGAUCGCAAUAGCUCAUGAUCGAAGAAAAUCACAUCCUAUUCAACACGCCAUGAUGGUUGCAGUUGAUUUGGUGGCACAAAGCCAAGGAGGUGGAUCUUGGAAUAUUGACAGUGAGCAUGUAUCCCAUAAGCCCUUUUCAAAAGAAGAGAUGGAAGAUAAAAUUGCCAAAAUUAAGGAAAGCAAUCCUGACAAAGAUGCAGUGAAAACUGCACUUCCAUAUUUAUGCACAGGAUACGAUAUUUAUGUUUCAAGGGAACCUUGUGUUAUGUGUGCCAUGGCUCUUGUCCACUCACGGAUACGGAGAGUGUUUUAUGCCCACCGGUCACCGCGAGGAGCUCUAGAGAGUCAGUGCAAGUUGCACCUGCAGGACGGCUUGAAUCACCAUUAUGAAGUGUUCAGGGUUGAACUAAAAACUACGACAGAAAAGAGCAAAGAGUCCGAAAUCGACUGUGAUUCAGUUUCUUGA
Messenger RNA from Argiope bruennichi, 1176 nucleotides. RefSeq names its product probable inactive tRNA-specific adenosine deaminase-like protein 3. Gene Ontology annotation, cellular component: nucleus; cytoplasm. The transcript is spliced from 9 exons. Lineage: Eukaryota; Metazoa; Arthropoda; Arachnida; Araneae; Araneidae. The coding region runs from base 121 to 1176 and encodes 351 amino acids. Gene Ontology annotation, molecular function: tRNA-specific adenosine-34 deaminase activity. The record is from RefSeq and is a predicted model, not a curated record.